UCUAGCAUCCUUUGGCAAUUUAUGCAUUAUUUCUAUGCCUACAGGAACAAGCAAGAUUGCACCGACGACAGAAAGUUUCGUAAUGCAGGAAACUAGGAAGCCUUCUACACUCAAAGUCUCUAAAGGUAUUUCAGUUUGAUAGUAUAUUAUUGCUUGGAAUACAAACCUCUAGUUUUAUCAGUGUUGUCAUUUGGCUUCUUCUGGCUUGCUAGCAUACCCUUUUACUCUCAUCAAACCGUCUCAGGAGGAAGGUGUUAUCACUCUUCAGGAUCUGAUCGAGCAUCCUUUGGCAAUUUAUGCAUUAUUUCUAUGCCUAUAGGAACAAGCAAGAUUGCACCGACGACAGAAAGUUUCGUAAUGCAGGAAACUAGGAAGCCUUCUACACUCAAAGUCUCUAAAGGAGGAAGGUGUUAUCACUCUUCAGGAUCUGAUCUAGCAUCCUUUGGCAAUUUAUGCAUUAUUUCUAUGCCUAUAGGAACAAGCGAGAUUGCACCGACGACAGAAAGUUUCGUAAUGCAGGAAACUAGGAAGCCUUCUACACUCAAAGUCUCUAAAGCAUUCCCCUUUGCUCUCAUCAAACUGUCUCGGGAGGAAAGUGAUGUUACUCUUCAAGAUAUAAACCAGCAAAACCAGCGAAUCCAUGCUCCCCCAAAGAAGGCCCCGGAGAUCCUGGGAACUUCACAUUUAUCUGGCAAGCCAGUGAUCGGCAUGACAAGAAUCAGAACAGAAGGGGGGAGAGGCAGCAUCACAAUUCUAAGGACAAAGGACUGACCAAUAAGGGUUGAUCUUUAUUUAUUUGCCACUCUCCAUUUAUCAGGCCUUGUUUAGUUUCGAAAA
Messenger RNA from Sorghum bicolor (sorghum), 837 nucleotides. Its product is annotated as protein XRI1. The record is from RefSeq and is a predicted model, not a curated record. Lineage: Eukaryota; Viridiplantae; Streptophyta; Magnoliopsida; Poales; Poaceae. The transcript has 3 exons. The coding region runs from base 310 to 771 and encodes 153 amino acids. Gene Ontology annotation, biological process: female meiotic nuclear division; male meiotic nuclear division.